Molecule: messenger RNA, 1212 nt
Organism: Castor canadensis (American beaver)
Lineage: Eukaryota; Metazoa; Chordata; Mammalia; Rodentia; Castoridae
Source: RefSeq, a predicted model, not a curated record
GAUAUGUUUUCUUCUUUUUGCCAUUCUCUACAUUGCUUCCUACUUCAUCAUCACAAGAUACAAGAGAAAAUCAGAUGAACAAGAAGACGAAGAUGCCAUAGUCAACAGGAUUUCGUUUGUGGAAUCUUGCUUCUCUCUUUUCCAACCUUUGUUUAUUUGUGUUGAUGCCCUUUGCCUUUUUCUUUCUGGAAUCAGAAGGUUUUGCUGGCUUAAAAAAAGGAAUCCGAGCCCGCGUUUUGGAAACGGUGGUCAUGCUGCUGCUUCUUGCGUCACUGAUUCUUGGGAUAGUGUGGGUGGCUUCAGCGCUGAUCGACAAAGAUGCUGCAAGCAUGGAGUCUUUGUAUGACCUCUGGGAGUUCUACCUACCCUAUUUAUAUUCCUGUAUAUCAUUGAUGGGAUGUUUAUUACUUCUCUUGUGUACGCCAGUUGGCCUUUCCCGGAUGUUCACGGUGAUGGGUCAGUUGCUGGUGAAGCCAACAAUUCUGGAAGACUUGGAUGAGCACAUUUAUAUUAUCAGCCUAGAAGAAGAAGCACUCCAGAGACGACUAAAUGGUACGUGACUAUGACAUACUUAGACUAGGAUAAAAAGGUACUUCAACAAAGACAGAUAAUUGAAGGAAAAAAAGUGUAAACUUUUCAGAGGCUUAAGAGUAACAAGGGGACUUCUGACAGGUCUGUGAAGAGCCUUGUGGAGGGGGAAAUUUCAAGUGUGGUCUAUUUGAUACAUUGUAAGAACCUUUGUAAAUGCUACAAUGUACCCACACUCAGCACAACAAUUAAAAACUUUAAAAAUAUCCAAUUUAAAUGUGUGUAGAUUUUAUGAUAAUCGAGUUCUGAUGUGUCUAGCUGUGACUAGCCCAGCCAACUGCCUCUGAGACAGUGGCCACUGGGGGCCAGCAGACCUCCACCACCAGCCUCUCAGGUGGCUUGCAGGCACAGAGGUGCUGCAGCAUGCCUCAGUAGUGACUGCCACCCUCUCCUUCAUUCCCUCCUGCUGAGAUCUUUAAGAUAGGAUAGCUAGCAUGCUCUUGAAAGGGAAGGUCCAAAUGUGACUCUCAAGUUUUACUUAGGGACUCUGCUGUUGGGGGAGGCCUGUUAGCUACCAGCUGCUAAAAAGUAAGCAGGUCAAACAUUCUAAAGUUUAAUUUUAAAUUACUGUUCAUUUUUGCCUCCAGUGAAGAACAACGAAGAAAAGAGUUAUGACAUGGUUUA